AUGGAGAAUAUGAAAGCAGGCUUUAGAGGAGCAAGAUUAAUCCUUUUUAAUCUCGAUGCUGUACUCUCUAGAAUGGAUAUUCGAAUCUGUACACCUACUCCUCCUUCGCUUCCUCCGAGUCAUAUACCCGAUUGGGUCUCACAAACACCUCACAAUGCCAUCGAAGCUCUUUCACAAGCAUUUUUAGUACGAUCUAUUAUUGCUCAAUAUCAUUCUAGCUCUUUUACACCUAUAUUUAAGGCUACAGAUCCUUUAAUUAAAGAUGUAGAAUACCUAGCUAGUACUGUCACGAUUUUAGCUUUUGAGAAUCACGAUCUUCGAUUGGCAAAUACAGGAUUAAGUAAACGUUGA
Sclerotinia sclerotiorum 1980 UF-70 is the source of this 351-nucleotide messenger RNA. RefSeq lists its product as hypothetical. Bases 1 to 351 code for a protein of 116 amino acids. The record is from RefSeq and is a predicted model, not a curated record. The transcript has a single exon. NCBI's taxonomy places the organism in Eukaryota, Fungi, Ascomycota, Leotiomycetes, Helotiales, Sclerotiniaceae.